CAGUAUUUUUAGUACGUUUAUAAUAGAAUCAGUAUUUUAGCGCAUUUAGCAAACGGUCGUUGCAGUCUCAGCUUCCAGAAUUGUUUAAACAAACAAAUACUAAAAUAGCAUUCGUCCGUCGUAAACAAAGGCCGCAAAACGCAAGUGCAUUUGGCGUUAGCAGCAACAACACAACUACAACAUGGCUGGUUUCGUAGCGGUGCAUACAGGAGCUGGAAAUUGCAUCGACGAAACGAAAUACCAGCGCGUCAUCAAAGAGGCAUGCAUACGGGCUACAGAAAUCCUACGAAACGGCGGCAGCGCCAUCGAUGCCUGCGAGGCAGCUAUAAUGCGAUUGGAGAAUUGUGGCCAUACAAACGCCGGCUUUGGUUCCAAUCUAUGCUUGGACGGCUCGGUGCAGUGCGAUGCAGCCAUUAUGAGCGGCACCACGCUCAAUUUUGGGGCAUGCACCAAUGUAAGCCGCGUUAAGAAUCCCAUUCAGCUGGCGCGCCGCAUUUGUGACGGACAGUCGGAUCAACAGCCACUAGAACGCAUACCACCGAUGGUUCUAGCAGCCAGUGGUGCAGAGCAGUUUGCUGAACAAGUGGGCUGUGCAAUGGUCGAUCCCAACGUGCUGAUCUCAUCAAAAGCGAAAUUCCAUUAUAAUCAUUAUAAGAGCAAAUACGAUAUAGUUGUCGGCAACAGCAAGGCCGUCGAAGAGGCUGUGCCCGAGCCAGGCAACGAAGUGGAGCUAACAGCCGCACUGGACACCGUCGGCGCUGUGUGCGUUGAUGGCUCCGGAAACACUGCAGCCGGCUGCAGUUCCGGUGGCAUUCUACUCAAAGUACCAGGUCGCGUGGGCCAGGCUGCGACCUACGGCGCCGGCUGUUGGGCCACGGAUACCGAUGAACUGGCCAUUGCUACGUGCACGACGGGCAAUGGUGAGUAUCUGAUGAAAACGCUGCUCGCCCGAGAGAUAUGCAAUGGCGCCUUUGGCAGCGAUUGUGCUGUAACAAGUCUGCACAAAACAUUUAAGCAAAAGUUCUUGGAUUCUCCGCUGCUGCCGCAACAGCAGGAUCUCUAUGCCGGUGCACUGACAUUGCUCUACUAUCCAAAACAGAGCUGCGGCGAGGUGAUGUGGAGUCAUACAACGCAAUCGUUCUGUGUCGGCUACAUGGCCACAACGCAGAAAGUGCCAAAGUUUGUACACUCUCCGCUGCCCACGUAUAGUGUGCCAGGCAGAUCGUGCGUCGUCAAUGGCCAUAAUUUCCAUUUGCGCAUUUAGUUGUGGCCAGCCAAAUAGACUCAGUCACAGCCACCUUAACGGCCUCUGCCACAGACCACAGCCACAGCUACAGCCUCCUGCUCGUCGUCAUUCAGUGUCAGCUUUGCAGUUUUCUGCAAUUCAUUUGAUUUAAUAUUUAAUUGCCGCGACAAUCGCUGCCAGCGAAGGCGCGCCGCCCAACCGACAAAACCAGCCAGGUUGCAGCAUUACCAACAGCAACAACAACAACGACAACAUUUCAUAUUGCUUUCGUCUCGAUGAAAUAUUAAGAAUCAUUAAAUAAGAACUUUUCAUUGUAUAGCGCUCAUGUAUGUACAUAUGUCUAUGUUUAUGUGUGUGGCCAUGCCGCACAACUAGCAAUAAAAUAAGAUUAUUUUCUAUGUA
Messenger RNA from Drosophila montana, 1648 nucleotides. RefSeq names its product Taspase 1 (gene Tasp1). Gene Ontology annotation, molecular function: asparaginase activity; threonine-type endopeptidase activity; beta-aspartyl-peptidase activity. Gene Ontology annotation, cellular component: cytoplasm. The record is from RefSeq and is a predicted model, not a curated record. Gene Ontology annotation, biological process: protein maturation. NCBI's taxonomy places the organism in Eukaryota, Metazoa, Arthropoda, Insecta, Diptera, Drosophilidae. The transcript is spliced from 3 exons. Bases 182 to 1264 code for a protein of 360 amino acids.